Messenger RNA from Ostreobium quekettii, 1776 nucleotides. NCBI's taxonomy places the organism in Eukaryota, Viridiplantae, Chlorophyta, Ulvophyceae, Bryopsidales, Ostreobiaceae. The record is from the annotation of a GenBank genome assembly.
AUGACGCCAGACAGUGCUGUGUCCUCUUCUGCCACAGCAGCAGCGCAAGGGCCACGAGGAACCAUUCCGCGCAGAGGACCUCGCUCCCCUCGGUCCCUCCUCGCCUCGCCUGGCGUGAUGGCGGAAGGCUCGCGCUGCCUCAAUGUCAACGUGGGUGUCCUGGGCCACGUGGACAGCGGCAAGACCAGCCUGGUGGCAUCCCUUUCCAGCAUACUUUCCACUGCAGCACUGGACAAGAAUCCACAGAGCCAGGCCAGAGGCAUAACGCUGGACCUUGGCUUCUCUGCUUUCAAGGUUCCCCUUCCCCAGCAUGUGUCACACCUUCCUUUCGACAACCUGCAGUUCACAUUGGUGGACUGUCCAGGGCAUGCAUCCCUCAUACGCACUAUCAUUGGUGGUGCCAACAUCAUGGACAUUAUGAUCCUGGUUGUGGACAUCACAAAAGGUAUACAGGUGCAGACAGCGGAAUGCCUUGUCAUUGGCGAGGUGACAGCCCAGCAGAUGCUAGUCGUGCUGAACAAGAUCGACCUGCUGCCUGCUGAGACGAGGGACCGUGCCAUAAAUAAGCUGAAGAAGAGGCUAGCAAAGACACUAAAGCUGACGAAGUUCUGGGACUGCAAGAUGAUACCUGUUGCUGCCAAGCCAGGAGGAAACAACCCUGCCGUGGGUGUUGAAGAGUUGGCAUCGGAACUAACGGCGAUGGUGCAGGGCCCACCUGUCCGCCGAUCUGGUCCAUUUCUGUUUGCCAUCGAUCAUUGCUUCCCCAUUAAGGGCCAUGGCACGAUAUUGACUGGCACCGUGCUGCAGGGAGAGUUGUCUGUGAACAAUGUACUUGAGAUCCCACAUCUGAAGGAGAAGCGAAAAGUGAAGAGCAUGCAGAUGUUCAAGCAGAAUGCUCUCAAAAUUCAGGGAGGAGAUCGUGCUGGUGUGUGUGUCACGAAUCUCGAUCCAGCGAAGAUUGAAAGGGGUCUUGCAGCUGCGCCAGGAACGGUGCCCACUUUCCAGGGGGCUAUUGCUUGGGUCGAUAAAAUCCGGUUUUAUUCUGGGAGUGUCAAGUCCAAAUCUAAGUUCCACGUCACCGUUGGGCAUUCCACGGUCAUGGCAACGGUUCGAUUUUUCUCGACGGUGGCAGGGGCCAUGGGGUCCGAAGAAGAGGCCGUCAAUGCUCUUCUGCAACGCCUCAGCCACUUGUCACUGAAGAAGCCGUCUGAUAAAUUCUGCUUCGAAAAUGAGUACUUGCAUGAAGAGGUGCUGCAUGGGCCGUGCGAGGAAGCAGCUUCAAGCAGCGGUCAACCGAAGUACUUUGGCCAACAAUGGGCUCUGUUGCAAUUCGACGUCCCCUUAACGGCGCCAAAGGAUGCCGUCCUGAUUGGCGCUCGGCUUGACACAGACGUCCAGUGCGCUUCCUGCCGACUAGCAUUCUACGGCCAACUCGUGGCGCCGAUUGAUUUGUCGAAUCCGGAUGAGGCAGCCAAGCUUAAAGUAUUCAAGUGGAAAGAGAAGACAGGGGUGAUUGAUCGAGUACAACCGGAUGGCAAGACAGCGAUUUGCCGAAAUCUUCUCAAGAAGGGCACAGACCUGAGAGCAUUCAUGGGCCUGAAGGUGGUAGCGGGCAACGGAUCUCCGGGGGUGCUCGAAUCUACAUUCGGCACGACCGGCAAAGUGAAGGUGUUCUUCCAGGCGGGCCUGGGUCGCAAUUGGCAAGAGGACAAGACCGUCAAGCUCGUGUUCAAGAGGUUUCAAUUCGGGGCAGAUAAGAAGAGAAUCGUGCAGUGA